UCGUCAUCAGCCAGCUAAAUUAGCUUGUCAUUUCAGAUGGUUGACAGCAAUAACUGUUAUAUGAUAUACCCAUGGAAUUUGUUGGAUAUUUUUGUGACUGGCUUGCUGUUUCAUAUGGCUAAAAAUAGAGGCAAAAUGCUCGGGGAAGAGCAGAAAUACAUCAAGCUGUCUGAGCUGACAUUUAAUGCUUUCUUGAAAGAAGAUACCUCUCAAUCAUCAUCAUGCUCGGGUACAUCUGAUGACACCAUCAUUCUGAAUUUCACUAUGUGUGACGAUGUUGAAGAAGUAGCGGCAGGCGAAGGAACCCAGCCUAAAACGCCAUGCCACAUAAACUAUGAGGCAAAAGCAUUGAUUGAAAUAAUCCUAACAUCAAAGCCUGGUGGUGAACGCAUUAUGCAAGAGUAUGGAAAAACCAAAUCUCUGACAGAUGCCACCAGAAGACAGAUGAUCAACAUACUUACUGCUGAGAUGACAGAAACACAUGGGACAUCCCCCCCCAAAAGUGUCAGAGUGAUGUAUGCACAGGGGAUAGUAGCUUUGUUUCCCUAUCUAGAAGACUCAUACUCACAACAUGGAUAUGAACAUUACUACGAUCCGGAGAGUGGUUCCGGAUACCUUGCAUGGCGAUUGAAGACCAUACAAAGAAAAACAGCAGAGGAAAGAGGUGCCUCAGUCAGCAAAUCUCCUAAAGUUGGUGGGCCAGGCCGUGGUCGUCAGCCCUUCACCUAUGACAGAGAGCCAUCUGAUGAGGAUGUGUAAGCAGCUAUUGCUGUUUUGAGACACUCUGCUGAUGAAAACACCGUCCGUGAGAAGAUGAAAAUGACCUUCGUAUAUCGGCAAGCAAUGGUCAACGAUGAAGCCAAAUCAUCAGAUGUCUUCUCGGUCUUCCCAAGAUUUCUGGACACACCAGGACUGAUAGGACAACUUAAUUCAUUGCAUCACCAAAAAUAUCCAAUGUAGCAUCAGGUAACACUCAUUAUUUCUGUCUUUGUGUGUUACAUUGCAGAUAGAACAAGAUUUCAGACUUCUGUUUGGUGAGGCCACAGCCAACAAAUUUUUGGAGAAGUGGCCAACCACUUUCAAAGCAAAAGUAAUAAAGGAAAGCCGUGGACUUGUACCAACCACAGAACUCUUGGAUUUGAUGCGCAAUGCUGAGUCAGCUGCUGGAGUUGAGAAAGGUUGGAACCAGUGUGCAGCAGCAUCUUGACAACAUCACCCAAAGCAGUCAGCCCUACCUUCUCGCCCAGGGAUCCACACAGAGCAGCAUUCUGUCACGCUCUGGACGGGAAGUCACCCCCUGUUCUCAACUGAGAAGCAGACAAUACAGGUCCAGAUGUUCUAUGAUGAUUUUGAGGUCGCCAACCCUCUGGGUUCUAAGCGAGGUAUUCAUAAAUUGGGUGGAGUAUAUUUUACUUUAAGAAACUUCUCUCCAAAAUGGAAUUCUUUUUUGGCUAACAUACACCUGUGUGCCUUAUUUCAUACUCAAGAUGUUAAACAAUAUGGUUUUAGUGAAAUUUUUGCUCCCAUUGUUCGAGACAUUAAAGGGUUAGAGAGCGAUGGUAUUGAGAUUCCAUCAUACAGUGGUUAUGUACGUGGCACUGUAGUACAGGUAACAGGUGAUAAUUUGGGUUUGCAUAGUUUGUUUGGUCUGGUGGAGUCUUUCAGUGCAAGUUACUGUUGCAAGUUCUGUUUAGCGGAAAAGGAGGACUUUCAAACAGAAUUCUCUGAAGAUUCUUCCAAAAUAGUUUUACGCACCAAAGAUUUGCAUACUGCUCACUGUCAAGAAAUGGCUUGUAAUCCAUCCCUUCCGUAUGUUUUUGGUGUGAAAAGGUCAUGCAUAUUAAAUUCAUUGAGGUAUUUUCACACAACUGAGAACUUCUCAGUUGAUGUGAUGCAUGCAAGGGGGUAAGCUUCGCUUCAGAACUCGAGCCAUCUAUGGCGCCAUUUUGUUGCUAACUGGCCA
This is a messenger RNA of Perca flavescens (yellow perch), 1963 nucleotides long. RefSeq lists its product as uncharacterized. Lineage: Eukaryota; Metazoa; Chordata; Actinopteri; Perciformes; Percidae. The coding region runs from base 37 to 759 and encodes 240 amino acids. The record is from RefSeq and is a predicted model, not a curated record. The transcript has 9 exons.